AUGACCAUGCAUAACAAAGUUUUGUUCGUAUUAUUUUCUUUGUCCUCCUUGACUGUCACUACGAUGGGCCGGGUAAUUCCAAAGGAUACUCGAUUAGAUGAGUUUCAGCGUUAUUACAAUCUUCUGGAAGACGAAAGAGUCAAGCAAGAUAAAGCACUGGAUUUUAUUCACCGACAGCUCGAAGAUACUGCUUUGUACACGGCGGACCAAUUUCAAUCAAAUGUAGAAGGACUCAUCGGGUCUCACUUACAGCGCAGUUACUUUCGUGGACAAAUGGUCGAGUACAUUCCAUUGGACCCAGUCCUGGAUACCGAUGGCCUGGAAUAUUUAGAAGUGGUUGGUCGUAGAUAUACCGAGGAGACACUCCACAGUGCAAGAGAACUCAAAUCACUGGCCAUCGAAGUUCCCGACGCUGUGUAUCACGCACAACAAAUAGAGUCUAACCAAGCUAAAAUUACUGCACUUGAGGAUUUGUUGCUCAAAGUGGCUCUUCCACAUGCCCAAACAUCUUCAGAAAAGGCUCUGUCCAUUGAGGAUUUCUUGGGUGCAGAAGACUUGAGCAUUCAAGCAAAAGAGUUUGACGAUAGUCCUAUGUCUUUUGAAGAAUUUGUACGAGCGUUCAAAGAGGAAAAAGUCGAGACAAAGGAAACGGAGUACAGCAUGAUCACAACCUCGAGAAUCUCUGAGAGCGACGGAGAAAUUUUACAAUCCACUUCAGAAACGAUUGUUGACAUUUCGACGACUGAGACGGUCACUACUACUUGGGGAUGA
This is a messenger RNA of Melampsora larici-populina 98AG31, 771 nucleotides long. RefSeq lists its product as uncharacterized. The record is from RefSeq and is a predicted model, not a curated record. Bases 1 to 771 code for a protein of 256 amino acids. Lineage: Eukaryota; Fungi; Basidiomycota; Pucciniomycetes; Pucciniales; Melampsoraceae. The transcript has 4 exons.